Nerophis lumbriciformis (worm pipefish) is the source of this 1110-nucleotide messenger RNA. NCBI's taxonomy places the organism in Eukaryota, Metazoa, Chordata, Actinopteri, Syngnathiformes, Syngnathidae. The record is from RefSeq and is a predicted model, not a curated record.
AUGUCCAGGCGAGGCAGGAACAGCCGCGCAUGGCGAUAUGUUUGGGGGGAAAUACGGCGGGAUGCUGAUGCAAGAGCACUUGUCUUGGCCUCUGAAAGUGACGGAUGGGGUUACGAGCGCCUGGAGUACAGCGAUUCUGAUUCAGAGGCCGACUACUCCGCGGUGAUGGUCCCUCCGGGGCCCAGCGCUGUGCCAGUCACCGGGGAAUCUUACUGUGGCUGCGACUCCCAAGCUGAGACUAUACACCAUCGGAGAGGUUUUUACCAAGUCAAAGACUGUCACUGUGGAGAGGAUGAUAAAGAAUUUGACUGGGUUUGGGAUUCUGGCAGCCGAUCAACAGCAACGUUACUGAGCUGCGAUAAUCGGGAAGUCAGCUUCCAUUCCGUGUCAAGCUGCGGCACAGCUGCAAUCCGUGGGUCCAAGGAGCUGGCAGAAGGGCAACAUUUUUGGGAAAUCAAGAUGACAUCCCCUGUCUAUGGAACAGACAUGAUGGUUGGAAUUGGGACCUCUGACGUCAACCUGGACAAAUACAGGCAUUCGUUCUGCAGCCUUCUGGGAGAAGAUGUGGACAGCUGCGGUCUGUCUUACACUGGCUUGUUGCAUCAUAAAGGCGACAAGAUGAGCUUUUCCUCCCGGUUUGGUCAGGGUUCCAUUAUUGGGGUCCAUCUGGACACGUGGCACGGCACCCUUACAUUCUUUAAGAAUCGCAAGUGCAUAGGUAUUGCCGCUACAGAUCUCCAGAAUAAAAGGUUUUACCCCAUGGCGUGCUCCACAGCAGCAAAAAGCAGUAUGAAGGUGAUCAGAUCCUGCUCUGCACCCACCUCACUUAUGUAUCUGUGCUGUGCUCGCCUUCGCCAACUACUGCCAGACUGUAUAGACAGCCUUGACGUCCUGCCACUACCGCCGGGGCUUCGCCACCGGCUACACAACAAAUUAGGUUGGCUGCUCAAUCUCCACGGUGGCACCACAGAGGAGACCGCAGACUCCCCUGAUCGCUCUCCGUGCUUGGCCGUGCCUUCCUUGGUCGGGCAAUCGUCCUCUGAAAGCGACUCAGAGGGUUGUACGUCUGACCCCGAGGCCUGCCAAAGGAAGAGGUGCCGCUGGACUUAA